AUAGAAACGGAGCACAGUGAAACAGAAAUGUCUUUCACAUCAGAUUGUCUAUUGAUGUCCUCCGUUUGUUUCAUUUCUUAUUCGUGCUAUUGCUUUUGAAAUAAAAAUAAAAGACGUAGUAGUGCCGAAAUUUGUCACAGUGGACCUUUCAAUCUUGUUGAUAUCGUCUUAUUGUUAGGGUGACAGUCCAUCGCAUUCUUAUCAUUCUUCUUCGUGGCGAAAUCUUUGAAUGAGAUUAGUCGGAUGAUAGAACUUUGACAAUAGCGUAUAACUCUCGAAUAGAAAGUGUAUCGAUUUUCCCCGAUUAAUCCGUAGAGUAAUCAAAUAGAUAGGAGGAAAUCUGUGACUGUGAGAUGUGUUGUGAAGUGGGAAUAAUAUCUACUCCAGAUUACUCUCAAAUCUUUGAGCGAUCACUUCAUCUUGCAGAGCAGUUUAGACACAUUUUUUUUUACUAAUUCCAUAAGCAUCAAAUACAGAACAAUUUUGGAUUUCGUGCUGGUAGCCAUCUUCUUGCAUACCUGCUGAUAAAACAGAUCAACCUAUAAAAAAAAUAACAAACAAACAAACAUUUGAAUGUGCUAUUGUCAGCCUUCUACGAGGGAAUGCCUGCUUCACCAUGUGUACAAGAAAUUGGAUUUAGUCGAAAGAUGAAAUGAACUAUUUGACUUUUGUUCCGGACAUAUGUACACCAGCGAAACAGUGCUACUUGUGGAAACGUUUUUAUCCAGCUACACUAUCAGUGGUAGAAAACAUCGAAGGGAUUCGUUUUGAUGGAGGGUCGUGAAAGUGACUACUACGACAACCGACAUUACCAGUCAGUCAUCAGGUCCGAGACAACCUACUUGAUAAUCAGUUUUGCCUAAACAACGUGUCCUAUCCAUCUUUAAGCUCUUUUAUAGUAACAGUAUCAAGCUAGUUGAACAUUGAAGGAAUUAUCCGAUGAAAAGAACGGGAAUACUUAAUAUCUUGAUAAUGGACUAGUGCAUUGCAACAUCGCUCCACGUAGCGUUUUACUUGACAACUUACACUAUCCAUCAUAGAUGUUGAGGAACAGAUCAAUGUGUAUGAUGUUUUCAGUGAUGAUGCGUGCACCAGUGUAUCCUGUAGUCGCCAUUUAGAGCCAUAAGAGCCUACAAGCGGUACCAAUUUUGUGACCCUGAUGACAAGCGAUGACAUAGAGGAAGGUGAUGAAACAAAAAUGUCCGCAGCACCAAAAACACAGCGUAAGGUCCAGCAGAACAAAUGUAUUUCCAAACUCUUCUCAAGCAUGACAAAGGUCCACGAAGUCAACCGUCAGCACGAUCACGAGCUCAGCGUCAGGGUCGAAGAGCUGCGUCAGAAGGAACACAUGGAGAACGUCAGGCGUUACUCCGACAUCAGGCAUCUCCAGCGCACCCUGUCCGAGAUGCGCAUGGAAAAGAACCGGUUGACGCACACGUUCACGCCAGAGGAAAUCUACAAUGACGAGGUUGCGCCAGUCAUGUCCUGGCGCAAGAUCCAAUUGAAACGAUUCCAAAACCAGCCCCGUAAACAGCGGAGGAAAUCGGACGCUACCCAGGCGCCGUUGGCCGUGGCCGAGAACGCCGAAUUCACAGCAAAGAAUAAGUUCAGGUCGGCGAUAAUGGCAGUGUGUCUGUCCAAGGCCCUUUCCCACAUACCUGAAAACAAGAGCGAAAGCACAGCAAAUGAAUCGAAGCAAAGUGAGAAGGAAAAGACUGACUCUAUCAACAAUUUGCGGGAACGUCUUAAGCAAGUUAAAGACACGAAGGUAGUAACGAAGCAAACUCCAGACAAAGGGCACAAUGUUGGUGAUACCAAAAGUGAGACGGAGGAACAUAAACAAUCAAGACCCGAAACGUCCGAAACAGAAAGAUUAUCUCGGGUGCUUGAUAUCCUGAGAAACAGUUCAAGAGACAAGAGCAGAUCAUCAUGGACGAGAUCACUAGAUAAGAAAGUCAACGCUGUUCCAACGUUCGGCCAACUUCACCCAGUGCGUCGGUCGUCAUUGGUCCGCCGACCUGGCGACCCGCCGCGACGGCGACCUUCGACCUCAGACAUGAACUUUGACUCGUCACACUUUGUUAUGGACAAAGAUGGAACCAUUCGCAGAAUUUCGAGGCCCACUGUCAAGGACAACACCAAUACAGAAGAAAGUCGAGGGUCAAGGGUACAAAGUUCUUCUUAUCUUAGUACAUGUAGUAGGAAGGCAACACCUACCAGCUGUAAGGUAUACGCCGCAGAACCGUCGCGGCGUUGGAACGUCUCGAAUGACGCUUCGGCGAGUAAAAGCGGAUCGGCGCCGUCGUUCCUGGUGAAGAAAAGAUGCGAGUUGUUAAAAAGAGACAAAGAAAUGAUGGAUAGACUUCGUAGCUUUCUUGAUUCGACAUUGCCAUGAGAAACUGGAAAAACUAAAUAUCAUUCUGUUAGAUCAUAACCAUGACAAUCUGUGAUGCCUGUGCGCACGAGGCGUUAUUUGCUGACGUAAUCCUGCGUCAGCGUCUCGCGUGCUCUGACGCGCAUCGUGACAGUGAAAUCGUACAGAAACUGAAUGCAAAAUGCAGAGUUCAAAUUACUAGACCAUGCACGAAUUUGUGACUUCGGCAACUUAUUUUCAUUUAUCAUUGUUUGAAUGUGUAUUUCAAGCUUCAUGGUGUCUUUUUAAUGAUGUAUAAUACGGAUUCCAGUUUCUGUAAAUGGUAUUUAUGAAAAAUACACGAGACUGAAAUAACAUCUUACAUCUCCUUAGUAGUCAAUACAUGUUGUAUUUAGUUUGAAACAAUCCUCUUUGGAUGUGUGAGGUUGUCAAUGACUCGUCACUGGAACGUUUAAACCAUUAAAUCGCUUUCACUAUCCAAUAAUCAUGGUUCCUUUUCAGAAGUUUCUGUACGUAGAUAUAGACAUUAAAAUACAUCAAAUACCGAUUUUGUUAAGAAGAAAGAAAUAUACCUGAUCAUCCUGAAGGUGUAAUAGCAAUGGCAAUUUUGUUUGGCAUCUUUUUUUUUAUCUUAACAAAAGUAAAUGUAUUCUCACAGAGAAUUAACAGAGAAGAUGAUACAGGCUCGCAUCCUAUAACAAAAUUGAAAGAUCGGAAAUUGCUUUUGAAGGACGCACUCGGAUUAGUCGAAAUUUUCAUUUCCUUGGUAAUCAAUAUUUAGUUUGAAAUACUCUUUUGUGGAUGUGUGAGGUUGUCAAUGACUCGUCACUGGAACGUUUAGUCUGUUUAAUCACUUUCACUAUUUAAUAAUCAUGGUUCCUUUUCAGAAGUUUCUGUACGUAGAUAUAGACAUUAAAUUACAUCAAAUACCGAUUUUGUUAAGAAGAAAGAAAUAUACCUGAUCAUCCUCAAGGUGUAAUAGCAAUGGCAA
Strongylocentrotus purpuratus (purple sea urchin) is the source of this 3365-nucleotide messenger RNA. RefSeq lists its product as uncharacterized. Bases 1160 to 2395 code for a protein of 411 amino acids. Lineage: Eukaryota; Metazoa; Echinodermata; Echinoidea; Camarodonta; Strongylocentrotidae. The transcript has 2 exons. The record is from RefSeq and is a predicted model, not a curated record.